AUGGGGGUCUACGGGCCCCCGCCCCUGACCCUGACUCCCCGCUCCGCGCCGCAGCUGCCCGGGCUCCGCCACCAGAUGGCAGCAGACGCUUUACGAUCGCUCCGCCGGGAACCAGCGCCCGGCGGGGCCGGGGCGCGGGCCAGCGGAGGCCACCUGCGGCGCGCCCUGUGGAGCGGGGCCGCCUCCUCCCGCCGCCCGCCGGGCCUGCGCCGUCCGCGACCCGUAGUUCUGGUCGCUGGGGAGUCGGCCCCAGCCCCUGCCCGGUCCUCUGGCAGCGGCCUUACGCGUUCAGGCGCAGGCGUGCUGAUUGUCUUGGUCGAGGCCAGAGAAGCUCAACGAGCCAGCAACUCCCGCGGGGAGACGCCGGGACAGGCAGUGAACGGGAGGCUGGAGGACAGGCCCGGCCAGAGCAACGCCCCUCGCAGCGCUCCCUCUGGACGGUUUUGGUGUGAAAUGUUCUUCUUAAUUCCGUUUUGGAUCCAGAUAAUUCAGAAGAGAUUGUUUAGUUUCCAAAUAUUACAGUGGGACCGCUGCCCUGGUUUCUCAGUGUGGACGUCCUCUCUCAGGUCCUUGCCUUCGCAUAAAGGGGGUGCUUGUUUUCCUGGCUCUGCAUGGCUGGCGGUUCCCUGGACACUGACAAAGAUUCUCUCCUCAACCAAACUCGACUCAGGCUCCCCUGAACGCUUUUUCAACCAGGCUUUGGCUUUUGGACUUUGGUGUUUGUCUCUGCAUUGGCCUAUUUUAGCAAGAAUCCUGCUAAGUCAGUUUAACCAGAACCCCCUGCCCUUGAUAUCUGAUCACCCUCGAAAUCUGGUUCUUCAUCCCCCACCAUCCCCCAGGUGAUGUCUGGUCACCCUGGCCUGCCUUCAGCAAGAAUCCUGUUAGGUCAGUUUAGCCCAAAUCCCCCUCACCCCUGAUGUUUGCUUAGUAAUUUUCCAUCCACUGACCUCCUCACCCUGCUCCUUGGCUAUCAAUUCCCACUUUUGUCAUUGUAUUCAGAGUAGAAGCCAAUCUCUCUCCUCCAGUUCAAGACCCCAUUGCAGUUCUCCCUACAUCUAUC
Globicephala melas (long-finned pilot whale) is the source of this 1060-nucleotide messenger RNA. RefSeq lists its product as uncharacterized. The record is from RefSeq and is a predicted model, not a curated record. NCBI's taxonomy places the organism in Eukaryota, Metazoa, Chordata, Mammalia, Artiodactyla, Delphinidae.